GCCGCCACUGCCUGGCUGCCACUGGCCGCGCGCGGCACCACCACAGCACACGCGCGGCAGCAGCGAGCGCACUCGCUCGGGUCUCGAGCUCCUCCCCACCCCCGCGUGUCGCCUCGCGGCACGGGCACCGGCGCGCCACCCUCGACGGCCUCACCGCCGCCUGGCCGUGCCCGGCCCGAUGGAUCCCACCGCGGCCGACCAGCCGUGCGUCAUCCAGGCGCUCCGGGCGCACUCCAAUGCCGUCCCGCCGCCGCCACUGGUCCAGGCGCUCCCCGCCCACCAUUCCCCGCCCAAAACCCACCCGCCCCCCGCCGCCGCCGCCUCCUCUCCCGCGGGCGCCAAGCGCCGCCCCAUGCCCACGCCCACGCCCACGCCCACCCCGCCGGGCCCCGCGCCCCCGAGCCCGCGCCGCACCCGCUUGGGCGGCGCGCCGGAGUGGACGCCCGCGGAGACGCUCGCGCUCGUCGCCGAGGUGGCCGCCGUGGACGACGGCUGGUCCCGCUCCGUCUCCACGUUCCAGAAGCGGACCAUGGUCGCCGAGGCCCUCGCCGCCUCCGAGGGGCCAGCGAGGCGGCGGGGGAGCAAGAGGGCGGCGGCAGAGUGCCGCCGCCGGUGGGAGGCGCUGGUAGCCGAGUACGGAACCGUGCGGCGGUGGGAGGUGCGCACGGGAGGGAGGUACUUGGAGAUGGGCGCUGCGGCGCGGAGGAAGGCCGGGCUGCCGGUGGAGUUUGAUGUGGAGGUGUAUGGGGCCAUGGACGCGCUCGUACGGGUCGAGGAGGCGCUGCUCGCGGGCGCUGCUGGCGGUGCCGGUGGCGGUGGCGGGUACGAGGUGGAGGGAUUGGUUGGCGGGGGUGCCAGCGUUCAGGUGGGUGAGCAGGACGGCGGUGACGACCGUGAGGUUGGAGAAGAUGACGUCCAGGAGGAUGAAACGGUGGAGGCGGUGAAAGAGGAGGAGAAGGAGGAGGAGGAAGAAGAUGAUGACGACGACAACAAUGAGGAACAGGAGGAAAUGCAGGUGGAUGAUGGCAAUCCUGAUGCUUCAAAUGACUUGGGCCAUGAGAUGGGAACAAACAGCGAACCUGACAAAGGCCAAAACAAUGCAUGGGACCUGGCCAUCAAGUUACAAGAGAACGCGCAGCAUAUUCACACCAUACUGAACCACGAGACUGAUGAAGACGCUGGCCAAAACCACGCUCAUGCUGGUUUAGUUUCACCCGAUGCCAUGGCGACUACCCGCCAAAAGGCCGACGAGCUCAUCAAAUCGCUCGGCGGGCUUGUCAGCUACCUGAACCAGUUCACUGAGCUGGUCAAGGAAAAUGGGUUCGAGAACUUCGUUGGAAUGACCUGAUGCAUGAGAUGCAGGUUUCCUUUGGGGAGGAUUAGAUCACGUAGCUUAAGAUUUCAGCACUGUAGUUUGUUUCUUUGCGCCCUUCACCUUUGUAAAUAUUGGGGCACUGUUUGACCUUGUAGCCCAGGGGAUUUGUAGCGGAGAUUGUUGGGCGCAUUGGCAUCGCCAUUGCUCACGGCCUCUGGUGAGACCAGAUGCUCACGUCUGUUGCCUUGGGGGGGGGGGGGGGGGGGGGGGGGGGUUGUUCCAUUUCCCCUCCGUCCCGAAUUCCAGAUGGUGAGAGAUCGAUCGCUCGGCCUUGCAUUUGGAGGUAAACAGUAGCUAGCUGUGUAGUAGUCCCAUGAUGUUGCCAGAUCCAUCGCGUUUGCGAUGAAGUGUUGUUUGUGAUAGUGUUAUCAGCCUUCAUCUGAAUAUCAUUGACGUGCUGCAGCUCAA
Messenger RNA from Panicum virgatum (switchgrass), 1783 nucleotides. RefSeq names its product trihelix transcription factor ASR3-like. The record is from RefSeq and is a predicted model, not a curated record. The coding region runs from base 179 to 1348 and encodes 389 amino acids. The transcript has 2 exons. NCBI's taxonomy places the organism in Eukaryota, Viridiplantae, Streptophyta, Magnoliopsida, Poales, Poaceae.